Dioscorea cayenensis subsp. rotundata (Guinea yam) is the source of this 1388-nucleotide messenger RNA. RefSeq names its product alkaline ceramidase-like. Gene Ontology annotation, molecular function: hydrolase activity, acting on carbon-nitrogen (but not peptide) bonds, in linear amides. Gene Ontology annotation, biological process: autophagy; response to salt stress; defense response to other organism. NCBI's taxonomy places the organism in Eukaryota, Viridiplantae, Streptophyta, Magnoliopsida, Dioscoreales, Dioscoreaceae. Bases 251 to 1021 code for a protein of 256 amino acids. The transcript has 3 exons. The record is from RefSeq and is a predicted model, not a curated record. Gene Ontology annotation, cellular component: membrane.
GGUGUUGGAUUCUCUUCUUCUUCUUUUUCUUCUUCUUCUUCUUUCUGUCCUUCUUUCCCGUUCCAAUCUCAUCCCAAGCUCCAACCUUCGAUCCUCCUCCAUUGUACGUCCCCUGAGAUCCUCCAUCAUACGCUGAUCAACUCGUGAGUACUAUCUCAAACCCUAAAUCCCUAUGAUUCUUCAUCUGAUUCAUUCUUGGCCAUCAUUGGUUAUUACUCUUCAAGGUCAUGUCUUUCAUUAAUCUGGAGAAAUGUCAGAGACAAUGGCAUCAAGCUUUUGGGGGCCUGUGACAUCCUCUACUGAGUGGUGUGAGAAAAAUUACACCCAUUCGUCAUAUAUUGCAGAGUAUUACAACACUAUUUCAAAUAUUCCCUGCAUUCUUUUGGCUCUCAUUGGCCUGAUAAAUGCUAUGAGGCAACGCUUUGAGAAAAGAUUUAGCGUUCUUCACAUAUCUAAUAUGAUACUUUCCAUUGGGAGCAUGUUAUUCCAUGCCACACUACAACAUGUACAACAACAAGGCGAUGAAACACCAAUGGUGUGGGAGAUGCUUCUAUACAUUUACGUCCUCUAUUCACCUGACUGGCAUUAUAGGAGUACAAUGCCGACUUUCUUGUUUCUUUAUGGUGCUGGUUUUGCCAUUGUCCAUGCAUUGGUGCGCUUUGGUAUAGUAUUUAAACUGCAUUAUAUAGGGCUUUGCCUCUUGUGCAUACCUCGGAUGUACAAGUACUACAUACACACAAAAGACAUAGCUGCUAGACGACUUGCAAAACUCUAUGUGGCAACAAUCAGUCUCGGUAGCUUAUGCUGGUCACUUGACCGUCUCUUUUGCAGGCAACUUACGAAUUGGUAUAUCUAUCCACAAGGUCAUGCGUGGUGGCAUGUACUUAUGGGAUUCAAUUCGUAUUUUGCCAACACAUUCUUAAUGUUUUGUCGUGCUCAACAAUUAGAAUGGAAUCCCAAAGUUGUCCAUCUGUUCGGGUUUUUCCCGUAUGUGAAGAUUAAAAAACCGAAGAAGCAAUAGUGAAGAUAUCAUUUUGGUUUUGUUUUGCUAUGUUUUGUGCAAUUAUUUAUUUUGGCAUGAAAGCUGGCCAUUCAACAGUGAGAUUGUUCGACAGAUUUUCAUUUAUUUUCAGCAUAAAAUCUUGACACUUGUACCAUAUGUUGUGCAUGAUUUUCAUGUUUUGGUUUGAUAUGUAUUAUGUAGUGUCAUUUUUAUUUAAAGUAUAUGAAAUAGUUUUGAUAUUUUCUUAAUACAGUGAGAUUACAGAUCAGACAUGUCAAGUGAUGUAUGAAAGCAUUUGUGUUAUGUUUCCUGGCUGGAGAUCUGUUUAUUGUGCUUAAGGGAAAGUGAAGGAAGGAUGAUAUUUUUAAUUUGGUUAAAGUGCACA